This is a messenger RNA of Megalops cyprinoides (Indo-Pacific tarpon), 631 nucleotides long. RefSeq lists its product as uncharacterized. The record is from RefSeq and is a predicted model, not a curated record. The transcript has 3 exons. Bases 73 to 255 code for a protein of 60 amino acids. Lineage: Eukaryota; Metazoa; Chordata; Actinopteri; Elopiformes; Megalopidae.
AAUUCGUACCAUCGGAGACGUAGCAAGCAGCUGGUGAGCUAACCCGCAGUUCGGAGAGCAUCAAAUAUAAAAAUGACUAGGGGAAACCAGCGUGAGCUCGCCCGUCAGAAAAAUGCCAAAAAGCAGACUGACAUGAACAAGGGGAAGAGGAACGAUGACGGCCUGUCAGCUGCUGCCAGGAAGCAGAGGGAUGCAGAGAUAAUGCAACAGAAACAGAAGAAGGCUAACGAGAAAGGGGAUUCUAAACCCAAAUAAUCACAGGAAGACAAAGUGACCAAUCAGCUGUUAUAUGAAACUUUGCAGCCAAUGACUUUGUUCCUGGUGUAAUAUGAGAGGAUCCGUCUUUUUGUCUAGAUUCCAGAACAUAGAUGACUUUUGUUCUUGUAAAUUUUGCCUUUGAUGGAUUGUAUGGUUUUGUAGCUUUUUGAGGUGGUCUUUUUUUCUUGGCAGGACAAAGAAUGACGUUAGCUUAAUUCUGACAUUGCACAAGUCUCACUUUUCCGAACAGUAUUUACAAUGUAAAGAGUAAGAUUGAGGAAGGUUUGCUGGCUUGGAUCCACUCAACAACUCUGUAUUUUUGUAUCAAAGUGUGCCCCAAAAAUAGUGUAAUAAAAUGUAGAUUUUUAGUUCA